AUGAGUGCUGAGCAUGCAGUGAGGACAAACUCCAUCUUAGACCAACAUCUAGAGCUGACUGUGGCCACUGGAGGAACAGAGGUCUCCUGCUAUCAUUGCACAUUACCGUUCAGCAUUGUGAUCUUGAUGAUUGGCAUUGCAGUUACAGCCGUAGCCUACAGCUUCAACUCCCAUGGUUCCGUCAUCUCCAUUCUGGGGCUGGUGCUGCUCUCCAGCAGUCUGCUGCUGCUGCUGCUGCUGCUGCUCGGCCUCACUGCACUGCACUGGAAACUCAGACAGCAAAAAAUGGACAGACACUCAGCAAGUCAGUGCACUCUAGUGGAGAGCCCGAGACCCAACUGA
Ictalurus furcatus (blue catfish) is the source of this 342-nucleotide messenger RNA. RefSeq names its product transmembrane protein 100-like. Gene Ontology annotation, biological process: cellular response to BMP stimulus. The record is from RefSeq and is a predicted model, not a curated record. NCBI's taxonomy places the organism in Eukaryota, Metazoa, Chordata, Actinopteri, Siluriformes, Ictaluridae. The transcript has a single exon. Bases 1 to 342 code for a protein of 113 amino acids.